Mycotypha africana is the source of this 2886-nucleotide messenger RNA. RefSeq names its product topoisomerase II-associated protein PAT1. Gene Ontology annotation, molecular function: RNA binding. Gene Ontology annotation, biological process: deadenylation-dependent decapping of nuclear-transcribed mRNA; P-body assembly. Lineage: Eukaryota; Fungi; Mucoromycota; Mucoromycetes; Mucorales; Mycotyphaceae. The transcript has 6 exons. The record is from RefSeq and is a predicted model, not a curated record. Gene Ontology annotation, cellular component: P-body. The coding region runs from base 1 to 2886 and encodes 961 amino acids.
AUGGGCGACUCUUUCUUUGGUUUUAACACCAAUUUACCGCCUUUGACUGAAGAAGAAUUACGUGCAUUAACUGACCAAGGCAAAAGAAACAAUGAAGAGGAAGACACGUUUGGCCUUGACGACACCAACAACAAAGACAUCACGGCCUCGGGAAGCCGUGGAAGCGGCAAUGACCCACCCGUUGAUGUUGAUGUGUAUGAUUUUGCCACAUUACGUCAAGAACUCGGAGUCGCUGAUGAUGACGACGGCUAUGACGACAGAGAUAAAGAAGAAAACAUGGAUAAUUUAGCUGAUGAGCUUAUAGAACAAGGAGACGACCUCAAUGACAUUACGUUUGGUGAUGCACCAGUAGGCAAUGACUUUGAUUUUUCUGGAAAUACACAGCGUUUAACUACUACUUUGGAAGAAGAAGCUUUCUUUGUAAAGCCAAAGCCUAGUAGAGAGGAACCAAAGAAGAUGGGUUUCUUGAAUCCAUGGGCAGAUAGUUCAGUUCGCUCUGGUUCUAGUCUUGGAGGAAGAGGCUUUGGAGAGCCUUCUCCUAUCGCUUCCACCAAGUCUAUUUGGGGCAAUUUUUCUGCUGGAUUUUCUUCCUCUGCUGAAAACACAGGUUUUUCAUCUUUAUCUGGCAGUCAAACCAGUCAUCUGUCACCUUUCAAUUCAGAUACCAAUAGACAGUUAUUGCGUUCUCAACAACAACAACAACAACAACCACCACCACAAGCUCAGCCUCAAACGCAGCAGCAACAACCACAACAACCAUCUCCUUUUGUUCCAGAAGGUAUGUCACCUACUGCUUCUUUGAAUUUUCAACAACAGCAAGGUAGACCGGUCACUCUGGAAGACCUUGAAGCCAAUAUUCAGCGUGAACAAGCUGCGCAACGUUAUCGUGCUGCUGCUGUUGCAAAUGAACAAGCUGUACUUGGAGGAAAGACAGCACUUAGUUUGGCCGAUUUAGAAGCCGCUUUACGUUCUCAACAGCAUCAACAACAACAACAACAACAGCAACAGCAACAACAACAACAACAGCAACAGCAACAGCAACAACAACAACAGCAGCAACAUCCCCCAGAAAUGGGUAUGCCGUUAGGAUUUAAUGGACAACCUGAUCCUGUUCAACUUUUGGCUUUGAAGCAACAGCAAGAAUUGAGUGAACAACAAUUGUCUCGUGAAAUGAAGCGUAGAGAACAACAACAACGCAAGUCCAAGUAUGAUGGUUUGAUGAGCCAACAUGACAAGGAUUUUGUGAAUCGUAUCCAGCUUUCUCAAUUAGCUUCGGGUGAUCCCUACAAUGAUGAUUUUUAUUAUCAAGUCUAUUCAUCUCUUUGUCAGCGCGCUGGCUUCCCAUUGCAAACCUCUCAACAGCAGCAACAACAACUUAUGGGAAACAAUGAUAGUCAUCAUACAUCCUCUAGUGGAGGACGUCAUCAUCGAGGUGGACGUAGUAGAGAAGAGAAUACGAUGCAACGUAUGCAGCAGCAAUUGCAACGUAUUGUCAAUGAAGCCAAGCGUCGUCCAAAGCAAUCACAAGUGUCUUUGGAAGGUGCCUUGGGUAAAAUUACUUCCUUGACAGUACGUAAUCCUCGUCAAGUGUUACAGGUCCCUCAAGCCAGCAACAGUAGUACCACGAGCGACAAUGCAAGGGACAACGGUAAGGACGAUGAGAAGGAGGAGAAUGCCUCACCCGCAUCCACCUCGACACCCAAAUCGGACGGCCAUGGUCAUCCUGGCGGAGGUGUCGCUCAUCAAAAGACGACAACCGCCAUUGCUAUGGAUCGUAGACGUGUAUUGAUGAUGACGGAAGAAUUGUACAAACUUGUUUUAGAAAUAGAACAGAUGCGUCGUCAAGGUCCUCCUCGAUCCCAUCCACAGCCAUCGCAACCAUCACAGCAGCAGCAGCAACAACAGGAUGACACUUCCUCUUCCACUACAGAAGAAAAAGCCCUUGUGGACGCAUUCCAUCAAAAAUUCGCCAACAAGGUGGAUAAGCUCUGGCAUAUCCUCACUUUGAAUGCCGAUCCAUCCCAUGCGAGUACGCAUCCCGCUUUCGCUCAUCCUACGACUACGCUUCCUCCGCCUCCUCCUCCUCCAUUUUUGAUCUCCCUUUUAUCGAUUGCCAAGGGUAAAAAAUUGAUCCCUCGUAUCGUUCGUCAAUUGAACCAUGAGCAAAACCAGACCCUACUCAAGCUCGUUUUGGGCCAUUUCAGUCAACUUCAAGUAUGCCGUCAUGUCAUCUAUCCCGGUACAACCGUCGCUCAGGUCGAUGAAGCACAACGCCAAAUGUUUGUCAAGUAUGAAGACGUGGAUCUCUUUAUGAACGCUGUGGUGCCGCCUUUGUUGGCUUUCAUUGCCGAAUCUCCUUUGGUUAUCGUGAACAGCUUACUUGAGCUGUUAUCACACAAUCCCAUUUUAGCCAUUGCCCAGACCAAGCCUGGUUUAGCGUUUUUGACCAUGUUGUUGAGUCGAGCGGAAAUCUUGAAGCAAGGAGGUGGCCAAUUGCAAGGUUUACCUCCACCCACAGCGGAGGAAGUGCAUCGCUGGCAAGAAUUGUAUGCUCGUCUGUUUAAUACUCUGAAAGGCCGUUAUUUGACCAUAUUCCCCUCUUUGUAUUAUUUGGUACCCUUGAAUCCUAACACUCCCAUGAUGCAGUUAUCGUUGGCCGUGGACGACAUGUAUGUUUGGCAAUUUUUGGCUGCCAUGGCUGUCGGUGCCUCCAUGGAUCAACAGCAUAUUCUUGUCACCGAAGUCAGAGAUCGUGUCAUGGAAAAUAUUGUCCUUGCAAAGAGAAAUCGUCUUCCAAUGGGUCAAGCAAAUCAACGUAUUUCAAAUGUAAACUUAUUCUUACAUGCUUUGGGUCUUGAUGCUUCACAAGUCUCUGUACCUUUGUAG